UUCUUUACGAUGAUGCCAAUUCUGCCGCUCUUAGAGGUUGGCUCUGUACUUCUGAACUAUAAAUUAUAACCUUACCACAGACUACAUACUAUUACCUUACUUCCUACACUCUAGAAACCUUCCCAUCAAAACAAAAAGGUCAACAUUUAGUUUUCCUAUUAACAUUAUUAAAUUUUAAAGAAUGCCAAAAAAGUUUCCCACCGAAAACUCGAAAGCUGUAGCAGCGAGAGAACGCAAGAAAAUCGCACAGGAGCAGGAAACUUCCAAGCGACAAAAAGAGUUGGAGGAUGCCAAAUGGAAGGACGACGACAAGCAAAUCCUUAAAAAACAGCAAAGGAAGGAAGCUGACGAGAGAAAACGCCAAGAGCUCCUGCAGCGAAAAGCUGAAGCAAAAGCUCUUUUGGAGAAAGAGAUGGGUUCUAUCAAAGUGUCCAAGCCGCCUCCACCUGUUAAAGUUACUAGAGCUCAAAUUCAGUCGAAGAAAGAAGAACCUCCGAAGCCGAAGGAAGUUGCGAAGGCGACUGAAACCCAUUUAGAUGCUCCAUUACAAGAAAACUUGAAUAGAGUGCAAAUUGACGGCGAAGAGGCUCGUACUAUAGAUGAAGCUAUUGAAAUUUUAGGCGGUCCUACUGACGAUUAUGAUAAACAUCCUGAGAAGAGAAUGAAAGCCGCCUACAAUGCCUUUGAAGAAAGGCGGCUGAAAGAAUUGAAAUUGGAACAUCCGUCGCUAAGAUUGUCGCAGCUUAAGCAAAUGAUCUUCAAAGAGUGGCAAAAAUCUCCCGAAAAUCCAUUGAACAAAGUAUAGACUAUCUAGACUUUGAUCUCUUACUGUUUAUUUUACAUAAAUAUGAAUGAGAUGUUUGCUUAAAUUAUGUUUAUUGCUAUUGAUGUACGUAUUACAUGUUUACCUCUUUGUUAUCUAAAUUUUACCAUAAUAUACAAUUUUUUUAGUUGAAAGUAUAUUUAUUGAAGCAAAACUUGUUGCGAGUUAGUUAUCUUAUGAUAUAGAUACUAUAUAGUUUUCGAUUGUAAUUUCGAUAAUUUGAUUGGUAUUAGGAAAGAGGUAAAAUUCCAUUAAACUUUUUACAAGAAUAUUAAUUUAUAAAACUGGUUUACUGUAUUAGAAUAUACCAAUAGAGAAUUUUGCAUGUU
Messenger RNA from Dendroctonus ponderosae (mountain pine beetle), 1152 nucleotides. Its product is annotated as coiled-coil domain-containing protein 124. Bases 182 to 805 code for a protein of 207 amino acids. Gene Ontology annotation, biological process: transcription by RNA polymerase II. The transcript is spliced from 3 exons. Gene Ontology annotation, molecular function: transcription coactivator activity. NCBI's taxonomy places the organism in Eukaryota, Metazoa, Arthropoda, Insecta, Coleoptera, Curculionidae. Gene Ontology annotation, cellular component: nucleus. The record is from RefSeq and is a predicted model, not a curated record.